CCCGGGCGCGGGGCGCGCGUCUAGCUGUGUGCGACUGGCCUGCUCCCCCGAGGGGCGUGUGGCGCGCCCCAGGUGCGUCGGCCUCCGCGCCAGCGCCACCAUUUUGUGUGAGGGAAUGCCUCCUUCUCCUUCCUCCGCCCGCCGCGGCCCGCUCCCCAGCUGCUGCUUGCUGUGCCCCCUCUACUCCCCUCCCGUCCCACCUCUCCCACCUGGAGCCUGUCCGCCCGGUCGGUCGCCUCAGCGUGGGGGAAGCGGACCUGGUGGCUGGUGGGGCGGAAGCAUUUGGACUCGGGUUCAGCCACGGAUGCUCUGACGGCCUCUCUUACCUUUAACCACUUUUGGAAUAGAGGAUGGCAUUCCCUGUGGAUAUGUUGGAUAAUUGCAGUCAUGAGGAAAUGGAAAAUUCUGCUGAAGAUUACAUGUCAGAUCUCAGGUGUGGGGACCCUGAAAAUCCUGAAUGUUUUUCUCUUCUCAAUAUUACGAUUCCUAUUAGCCUGUCAAAUGUAGGCUUUGUACCUCUCUAUGGUGGAGAUCAGACCCAGAAAGUUCUUGCUCUUUUUGCACCCGAGGACUCACUCACAGCUGUGGCACUUUACCUUGCCGAUCAGUGGUGGGCUAUUGAUGAUAUUGUGAAAACAUCUGUCCCUUCUAGAGAGGGACUUAAGCAGGUGAGAACUCUUGGGGAGAGAGUGGUUCUGUAUGUUCUGAAUCGAAUUAUUUAUAGAAAGCAGGAAAUGGAGAGAAAUGAGAUCCCAUUCCUGUGUCAUAGCAGUACUGAUUAUGCUAAGAUUCUGUGGAAGAAAGGAGAGGCCAUUGGGUUUUAUUCAGUUAAGCCUACAGGAAGCAUAUGUGCCUCGUUUCUUACCCAAAGCUACCAACUGCCAGUUCUUGAUACAAUGUUCGUAAGAAAGAAAUAUAGAGGCAAAGACUUUGGGCUUCAUAUGCUGGAGGACUUUGUUGAUUCCUUUACAGAAGAUGCACUUGGCUUGCGGUAUCCACUGACCUCUCUCAUGUACACAGCUUGCAACCAGUACUUUGAAAAAUAUCCAGGAGACCAUGAACUGCUUUGGGAAGUUGAAGGUGUUGGACACUGGUACCAGAGAAUACCAAUCACCAGAGCAUUACAAAGAGAAGCAUUUAAAAUUACGGCAGUUUCUCAAAAUGAAGCUAAAAGACCUGUGUCUGGAGAAUACGGUCUUGCAUCUGUUCCAGACUGUGAAGCAGGAGCUGAAGACAGUCUGUCUAGUGAGAUGCAGCUAACUAUUGAUUCUCUAAAAGAUGCCUUUGCAAGUACUUCUGAAGGUCACGGUAAAACACCUGUUUCCACUCGUACUCGAAGUAGUCAUCUAAAGCGGCCAAAGAUUGGAAAACGGUUUCAGGAUUCUGAAUUUAGUAGUUCUCAAGGGGAAGAAGAAAAGACUCCCCAGACUUCACCUACAGCUUCAGUGAACAAAUUGGAGUCUACUGCACGAACAUCAGAGAGCUCAGAAGAAUUCUUGGAAGAAGAACCUGAACAGAGUGUGAUUGAAUUUGAGGAUGAAAGUAGUGACAAAAAUGUUCGACCAGCACCAGAAACCCAGCCGGGCCUGGAAAAGCAAGAAGGUGAAAAGGAAUCUGAGUCAGAGCCUAUGAAUGGUGAGAUAAUGGAUGAUACUCUUAAGACUUCACUUAUAACAGAAGAGGAGGACUCCACUAGCGAAGUUUUAGGUGAAGAAUUAAAAUUGCAGUCUUUUAAUUCCAGUGAAGACUCUACGAACCUUGUUCCACUGGUGGUAGAAUCUUCAAAAUCUCCUGAGGCUGUUGCACAGGAUAAGACUUCACAUGUAACUGACUCAGAAAUGUUGCUAGAUGAAGGCCCAUCUGAUGACAAGGGGCACACUGAAGAGAGGCUGCCUCUAGUUUCAAGAAAGAAAGCACAUUUCGGGAGUUCAGACAAUGUGGCCACUCUCCCAAAUGAAGAACGGGCCGACAGUGGUUUUCCAAACUCCGUGGUAACUGAAUUUUCUGAAGAAUCGAUUCCUGAAAAUGUAUCACCCAACACUACUGCCUCGUUGGAAGACCAGGGUGAGGAGGGGGUAGCUGAGCCCCAGGAAACAUCUCCAGCUCUUCCUCAGAGCUCUUUAAUAGAGGUUGAACUUGAAGAUGUGCCAUUUUCACAGAGUGCAGGACAGAAGAACCAGUCAGAGGAGCAGUCUGAAGCAUCUUCUGAGCAACUGGAUCAGUUGACACAAUCAACAGAGAAGACUGUGGAUAGCAGCUCAGAGGAGAUAGAAGUGGAAGUGCCUGUGGUCGACAGGCGGAAUUUAAGAAGAAAGGCCAAAGGGCACAAAGGACCUGCGAAGAAGAAAGCCAAGCUGACCUGAAUGAGGAAGAAAUGCGGAUGAUAAAUCCUCUUCUUUGUAACAAAAUUGUUGUUUUUAAAAUAUGGCAGUUAAUAAAUAGCAUGGGGCACAGGACAAAAACUCCAAAUUUUCAAUUUGAACUUAUUUAUGAUGCCGCUUUUCCCUCCCCCGUAGGACCUAGGAUUCACAGUUCUUUUUAAUUUUUUCAGGCUAUUUUGUUUAAGUACAAUUUUUUUUAUUUUUAUUAACCAUGUUUCGAUUUUGGGAAACCAGAUCAUACUAUAUUUUCUUUAGCAGUUGGGGAUAUCUGACCAUUAAUAUUUCAGAAAAUAUAAAUUAAAAAAUGUGAAAGUAGUAGGGCUUCCAUCAGUUGUAAGGAUCACAGAAAUCUUUUAUACUAAGGGUUUUAAUAGUAAUCUUGGUGAAGGUUCUAGGAGUUUUAUCUUAAAUUUCAAAACUAAUCACCAUUUUUUAAAAUGUAGGCAUGCUUAAACAAAAAUGUCAGUAAAUUAGGAUAAAUGCAACUUCAACUAAAUAAGAGCACAAAUUUGGAAAUUUAUGGUCAAAGGUUUAUGAAGGUGGUAUUUUGGCCUCUUAGUUCUUAGUUGUAGGUGCAAUUUCUUCCUUUGACUUCAAUGUCUGUGGAAAGGCACAAACAAAAUGUUUCCAGUUCACUCUUGAUAACAUCUGAUAUUAACAGUACUGCUAGGGAUUUAACCCUGGCCUGUAGGCACUUGUAUAAUUAUUUAAAAUUUCAUUUGAAUCUGGGGACUGUACUUUUGUCCUCACCCAGUUAACAUGUAUACUUUAGAAAUGUGAGAACCCUUCCUAAGGCUUCACCUUAAUCCUGCCACUGUCUUUAUUCUAGAAUCUUCAUUAUAUUCCCCUCACUUUCAUCCACUUCCCUAACUCAUGGAGUGAUUCCUGUCAAAAGAUCUUGCCUGCCUGCCAGCUUAUGCCCUUGGCUUCCAUUUUUGGUAGGUUUGGAACUGCGCCCCACAAUCUUAGACCUAGAUGGCAGGAAUAAGCUGCCCUAGGAGCCAUAGUUACAAGAGCUUAAAUCACAUUGGAGGCUUCAUUUGUCCCUUUUGGCUUGCUCACUUUUGAUUUAUUCCGUGCAGACAGGUUACAGUCUAGCCUGUGUGUACACUGUGGUUGCCUUUGCCUGGGUAAACUAAAAACAACAUCCUCAAUUGUUUAUUUUUGUGUAAUAAUUUAUUUAAAAAUGAACAAAAUGGUUAUUCUUAGAAUCCAAAGAGAAUCUUAAAACAGUCCUACUCUUUGGAAGUAUUAUGUGUACUCAAAUUUUCAUGUAAGUUUGAGAAUGCUUUGAGGCCAUUUAGAUUGUUUUUAAAACUGCUUGGUCCUUACAUGAAAAAAAAUGUUAUGACUUUGUGUCAUUAUUUGAGGUGCUAAGGAUUGAUGCUGAAGGUUUAUUCAGUCUACAGUCAGGUGAUACUAAAUUUUAUUUUGGGAUGUUGGCAUUUUAGGAAGAUUUGAAGUUAAGGUAAAAACCUUUAGCAGACAAAAUAGCAAACCCUCCUUAUUCGUGUAAAACUUUGAAUACUUGUAUCCUCUACUAUUUUCUUUAAUUAUUGGUCAGUUAGGCCAGAUUAUUCCAUUCUAAAUGAAAAUUAAGCACUUUGGCCAUUUGUUUUCCCAACAAAUGCUAAUCAAGUGAAAGAAUAAGUAUGACUAAUAUU
This is a messenger RNA of Mesoplodon densirostris (Blainville's beaked whale), 4045 nucleotides long. It is a transcript of the gene FAM169A, whose product is annotated as family with sequence similarity 169 member A. NCBI's taxonomy places the organism in Eukaryota, Metazoa, Chordata, Mammalia, Artiodactyla, Ziphiidae. The coding region runs from base 351 to 2363 and encodes 670 amino acids. The record is from RefSeq and is a predicted model, not a curated record. The transcript has 13 exons.